GGAUACGUUGUUUGCAGCAAACGGUGAAUACGGCUGAAAUUGUUUGGAGUUCCCGACGUGUACUGUGGCUGCAUGUGAGACGUUAGGGAGUGCAUAUGAAUAUUAAAUAUUAAAUGAGGUGAAAUUAAAUGGCCACAGAAAGUGCGUGGUUCCAGGCCGAUAAGUAUUCAAGCAAAAAUUCAUAGUGCAGCAGUGCGAGCGUCCGACUCCAAGAACUAGAAAUAAUUUUGUGCGUAAUUUGCUCACCUUAUUCGAGUUGUCGUCGUUUCGUUAAGCGAAACGCUAUCAGUCACCGAGAGCGAAGUUUUUGUUGCACGGUAUAGUUCAAGUUCAAAGCUAAAAGUGUUCGCGUAAUCUGAUUAUCUCCGAAAAAGUCCGGUUGCACUCGCUUAGUGAAUAACCGCUUAUGUAUGGGUUCGUUUUUUGGUGAUUUUCGCGUGUGAUUCUUCGCCUAGGUUCGUGUCCAACACAUUUCCUAAAUUAACAUAUCAAUUAGCUCCGUACACAUCGUGUAACACAAAUUCAUGCACACUUCGUCCCUUUGGCUGCGAGCUUGAACGGCCACUAGGCGCAACCACAACAAGGCUGCCUUCAGGUUGAAUUGUGUGGAUGCCGUCUAAUUUGGUCUUGCAUGUCAACAUCUCCAAUUAUCACUCAGACCCGCAAGGACUUUUGCUAGAUGUAUAUGGACAAUGAGAACAGAUAAUUUUUACUGUUCAAAACUGCCAAGAAAACCAAUGAAAUGAGAAUACAAAAUUCAUCUACUGCGUAUCUAAAAAGGCGACAUUAUGAGCGGAGAAAGAACUUUUCAACAUUCACGAAGACCACCUGACGUCGAGGAGGCACUCUCGUCUAUGCUGUGGACACCAUAUGAGCCUACUUCCACCGAGAGUUCCUCUGAUGAAGAUGAUCGGUGUCGAAUCAAUCGCCUUCAUAAGUCUCAUAGCAGCUAUGAUCGUCGAUAUGCUUACGAGCCACUCACCACAACAGGCUAUGAGGUGGAAAACCGUUUUUGUUCGCCUGCGAUGAUGACUGUACCAACAACAACAAAUGUAGCUAAUUCCCUGCAAUCAACACCUUUUGUGCCUUUCACUAAUUAUUUCUACAACAACAGAAACAACACCGAUUCUAGCGAUUCCCCAAAAAUCAGCUCAAAUCGCAAACAAAGGAACUCAUUCAAAGAUGGUAGUUUACGAUUCUCAUAUCCAUAUUAUGGGCCCAUACCUAGCCUAAACAAAUGGUGGGCCCCAUCGAUUGGGUCAAAAGAGCCUCCUUCGUAUGACUCGCUUUAUCUGAAAGAAUCGUUGAAAUCAAAAGAGGUAGUAGCGCAUACAAACGACAUUAAUUCUAAAUCGCUUAACUCAGAUGAUUUCUCAACAAUUAAAAGUGCUGAAUUCGACGAGCGGAAGACUGAAAAUUAUUUCAACAAACCAUCGCCGAAUGAGUCCUAUUCUCAGCCAUUGGGAAAAUUGGAAAAUAUAAUACGCUCCACGGCAGCAAGCGAGACAUGCUGUGACAAUGCGGCUCACAAUCGAGUCGAUAACAACAACGACAACACCAACCAAGACCACGAGGUGAAAGAAAACUUGCUAAAGAAUAUUCGAUCACAACAAACUGAAGAAUGCAAAAAUAAAAUGAAUAAAAGCAACAAUAAUGAGCAAAAUGAUGAUGACGAUGAUGACGAAGCCGACAGCCGCAGAAAGAAAAUUCAAGUAAAGCAACACGCCAAUAAUUCACAAUCAAAUGCAAUGGCGCUGUCGAUAACUGCAGCAAUCACAGCAGAAACGAACAACACAACAAAAGAAGCGGAAAGACCAAAAACAACAACACUCGACGGAGAGGAGGUCAGUCAACCUGUUUCCUACAUCGACAGCAACGAAAACUCUCUCCUCUCCUCAGAUGUACGCACCCGUGUCGUAAACAAUCAGAAAUGCAAAAACAAUGCUUUUGGCCGGAGACUCGAUACAAAUUCAAUGAAUGGUGUUUGCUCAAACAAUGGAAUGGACGCCGCUGGAGUGAGCACAUUAUCAAACCUGUUUGCUGAGUUGCAGAGCGACAAAGCGACAAGCGCGAAGAGAGCAUGUAGCAGAAAUUGGGAAAGCAACUUCACUGAAAUCUACGCUGAGCCACCGGUGGUUGAUGCAGUGACGAUCAUUCAAUCCGUGUCGCGCUCAUUCGACGGUCGUUUAGGUGCGUGUCAGUCGCGUUCCUCGUUAGUUGCUUUGCCGUCGUAUUCGCAUUUGUGGGAAAAGACAUUAAACAGUGUGCGAUCCAAAGUCAAGCGGGUGACACGAUCAAGAUUCGAAAUCGUACCACCGUCCGAUGCGUUAACACCCAAUAAAUGUCUGGCGGAACUCGAACGAUUGUAUGCUGAAUUUCGUGCGAGUGAAAGUGCGCUUGCGGCAGCGCGAAAAGAUGCUGACGAAGACAGCAGAAGUAUUGAAAGUCGUCAACAUUGCUUCAACCGUAUUCAAAGUGAUAGAGGAGAUAGUGGGUCCAAUUGCGCGGAUGAAUGUGAACUUUUGACUGCUAAUAGUAGUGCCUCUGUAGCAAACCCAAACUCGUCGCUCAGCAUGCGCCUUAGUGUACCUGCUCCGACGGACGGGUCGUUCCGCUCCUCAGCCGCGGACUUGCAAACGCAGCAAGUUCAAACAUCGAAAGUUUUGCCCACCAGCAGAACAAGCAGCGUGUUUUUAGGCAGUCCUGACUAUGUGGCCGCGAGUUGCCCGCCCAGUAAUGGUCGCCAGAGGAGUAUUAGUGUUAGCAGCGACGAUCGCUGCAGUAAUCUUCUACAUGAAAAUAAGCAGAAUAACGGCAAUUGCUUCAAUAGUGAAGAAAAUGAAAAAAUUUACAUUGACGAUGUUGUUGUUGGUGCCAUUGAAAAUGCCAAGGGGAGCAAUAAUAACGCGACGGAACCGGUGCUGGCCUCAUCGGCUACUAGGCACCAGGCUAGCCUGACGAUACACGUGAAUUCUGAUAAAAGUGAUCAAAACAACAACAGUAAUUGCAUUUAUAAUAAAAAUAAUAGAAGUAUUUAUAAUUUAACAAAUAAUUGUGUAAAUAAUAGCGAUAAUAUUGCUCAUAUUGGAGUAGAAGCGGCGUUGCAAAAUGUUAAAGUUUAUGUGCAACAAGAAAAUAUUGUUAAAAAUAAUGGCGUCAGUGUAGUCAAUUGUAAUUAUUCCAGUGCUUAUCAAACCAACAACGCAAUUACAAUAACACCAGUGAGCAGUGCCAGUGUUAACAGAAGUGGUGAUAGUGAAGUGAGUGUAGUACCUAAUAAUAUAUGUAAGGUAAAAAAUAUUACAGCCAGAAGUGAUUCCAAUGGAAAUGAAAUUGAAAUCGGUAAUUUUGCCGAGGAUAUUAAUGUAAUUGGUUUAAAUCCUCCGUCAACGAGUGCGCUCAGAGGGGGGCCCCAGCAGAGGGCGAAUACAUCCACGACCGUCUCGCCAACAAGAUCGGCCUCAACGAAUGAAUUACAAUCACAAGCUAACAGUGUGCCUCGAUCUGCUACAUUUCCACCAGUCAUAGUAUCAGAUGUUUCCCGUACAUUUACAUCGACGGAGUGUCAAACAGAUGAAAUACCAGCCGCACGAUUACGAUCUAAUCGAGUGCCGGUCUCACCAGUUUCAAAUCGUGUUCAAAGACGGCGUGAUAGACGAGAACGUCGUCAAUUACAGCAACAAUUGUCCUCAUCCUACCCGCAUCCUCAGCAUUUGCAUAUGCCUUCUGUACUGCGCCGACCUCAAGAUCGUCACUCUAUGCCUCCUGGCCCAGUGUCUAUGUCAAGUAUAGCCGCGUUGCAUCUACAAUCCAGCAUCCAUCACUCCGCAACAACUCCGAUGCAAUCUGCAAUGUCGACGUUGUUACGUCCCAUGAUUCCAGAUCUUUUACAUAGACAUUUUCCUCCACCCUAUAGUGCAUUGCCAUUGAAUGGUUGUUCGACAUCAGUAGUAACUUCGUCGCCACCUCCCACAAUAGUGGGACCCAUACCGCCACCACCACCAGGCACAACUCUUCUUACGCCUGUGAUAUCAACCGUUCCUAUGCCAGGUGUUGCGCCGCCAGUUGUCAGCGAAGGGUGCUUCACUUUACCACUGCCGAUCAUAAGGAGAUCUCCCUCCGAACGUUCUGGAAAAGGCUGCUGCGGUCAAUGGUUUGCGGGGCCACCGUUGCGGGCGUUGAUUGCUGUGGUUGCCCUGGGUGGGAUUGCCUGCGCUUUAGGCGGUGCAGCGUUAGGAGCAACCGGACUUGCAGGACCCCCCACCUCUCAUCUUACAGCCGCUCUUCUAAUGAUUGGUGUUGGUGUUGUCCUAGUGACUGUGAGUGGAGCAGCUUGGAGGAUGACAGCGCCUGGUGGACCACCAUGCUUGGGCUUAGGAUCAGCAGUCGACUUAGGGCGUUGUGGGCGACGACCAUGUGGACGAGGAGGUGGCAACGCACAUGGCUUACUUUAUCCUGAAUUCCAACAUCGGCCACCACCACCUUCCUACCAGGCCAGUAUGCAGGAAUACAGAUUGAGACUUUUGCUAUUGGACCGAGAUAGACAAAAUGGAGUUGUACGUGGAAACUCUCCCCCUCCCACAUAUCGAUCCUAUACCGGCAGUUUGCUUAGAGCACCAUUAACGACAACGAGCAGGAACGGUGGUGCGACUGGAAGCAUAGCUUCAGAAUAUAGCCUUCCGCCAAGUUAUAGAUCACGCAUCACCACACCAGCUACGAUAUCCAGUGGACGCAGUGUUGAUAUUGCGUCAUCGGACCGUCUUCUGGCUGACAAAGAUAGCGCCGAACAAUGCACUACACAAAAAUCGCCGAAUAGCCAAACUGACUCCACAAACGUCUCUCCGCCAGAACGGCCGACGGUAAGUACAGCAGAGAAGUCACAAGGCCUCCAACAGCGCCAAAAAUCACGUUUUCAUCAGGUGCACACCUCGGCGAUUGUGGAAAUCGAGGCGACAAGUAGUGGAGUAGUUCAACCAAAUAUUAAAAAUGUCCUCGAAGUGAACAAAGUAGACGAAACGAAGGCUACAAGCUCUACAGCUCAUAGAGAACUGGUUACGAUUGUUACCAUAUCUAAGAAUGAUGCCCAAUCCGACAGAGAUUUACCCAUCGGUGGUGAGCAUAUUGAAAUAUUGGCACACCUGUAAGUCCGUACACCGCAUUGGGUAACAUCAAAUGUGGAUUUAUAGUGAAGUUAAGGUGUAUUCAAUUGUUUUAAAUUCCAAUGUCAUGUAAAGUUUUGUAAGAAUUUUUGUACAAACUGAACUCAUUGUAGACAUACAUACACUUACAUACAUAAUAAAGUUAAUUCCAAAAAGUGUAUAUGUAGGCAUGCAGAAAAUGUUAAUCUCUCUUAAUCUCUAGUUUAGGUUGAAAAUUAUUUAUUUACAAACGCAAAAUAUUUAUUGAUGUGCGGAUGUUAGUGAUAAUUAUAUUAAAAUGUUAAGUUUGGAUUCAUUCGAUAAAGAAUGUGUGUACACAACGGAGUUUUCGUCUCGAAAUGUUUGGACAUUUAUUGCGCCUUUAGAGCUCUUUGCUCAAUCGUCAACAUUUCGCCCCUCACUCUGGCAAGUGGAUUUUCGGCUUCCUUUUCGCUGCAAUACGAAACACACACAGAGGACACAAAGCAGAAUUCAGCGAUUUUGGUUCAUAUAAAUGUGAACUUUCAUAGCGAAACGAAAGCAUCCAAUAUGCCUCCUUAUUUAUUGUAAAAUGUGAAAAAUAAAUGAGUGACAUAAUAAACCAACAAAUGAGUAACUAUCAAAGUUAAGAGAAACUUUCAAACUACAGUUAUUACAAUACAGAAUCCAUUUGCUCUUUUAUUGAAUAAAAAAAAAAUCUCGAAAUUAAUUUAUAUGUAUAGAAAGUGAACGCAUAGUUCCACUACUAAGAAUAAAGAAAAAUUGUAUGUUUAUUAUACGCAAGUACAAUAUGAAAAUGUUAUUGAAUUUCCUUGUAAUUAGCUAUGUAUGUAUAUUAUUUUAAACACGAGGAGAAAUAAACGCAACAUAACAAUUUGUUUUUAAUUAA
Messenger RNA from Ceratitis capitata (Mediterranean fruit fly), 6027 nucleotides. RefSeq lists its product as uncharacterized. The transcript has 7 exons. The coding region runs from base 789 to 5144 and encodes 1451 amino acids. Lineage: Eukaryota; Metazoa; Arthropoda; Insecta; Diptera; Tephritidae. The record is from RefSeq and is a predicted model, not a curated record.